AUGAUGGCCGGCUCACAGCAGAAUGAGCCGCCAACCGCGGUUUGGAAUGCUGAGAAGGGCACAUCCAAAAACUUAUCUACCGGCAUGAUGAAACCACUCUAUACCUCUUGCAGUGAACAUCGGCACUCGCUUGAGAGAAACGGCUGCCUCUCUGGACCUUCGCCCAUCAUGGCGGAAACACCUCGAUUCUUCCAGCAAUCGGCGGCAACCCCUUCGCCUUUUCUACGUCUGCCAGUAGAGAUCAGGCUGCAAAUAUAUGGUCUUCUGGUUCUACCCAGGGACCAAUCACAUCUUUCGGCGUCCUACGAGAAAGUCACCGCCAGUGCUCAGGAUUACUACGAUUACGACAAGAACGACCUCGCCAAUCGCGCUAAUCCUACGCUUUGUAUCCGAACGAUCGAUCCACUGCGCUAUCCCAUGCGUUAUCCAGCUGAUCGACCACACCUUCGCGGUUCCUAUAGCGUUCACGGCCAAAGCAUGAGGUUUCGCUGCAUGUCCACCACCUACCACUGCGUAAACAUCCCGAAGAUCCAACCGAACCUCAAGAUCAUGGGCGUAAACAAGCAAAUUCACAAUGAAGUUGCAGAGCUUCUGUAUUCGGGAUACACCUUUGACUUUGAUACCCACGUCGAAGCCAUUGUCCCGUUCCUCGCCGACCUCACUCCAUUCGCAAGGAGCUGCAUCAAAAGCAUUCGAAUCGUCAAGCGCGCGCUGGCGUACCAGAAAGAAUUCGACAAAUGUGAAUGGAACGGUGCAAUGCGUGCACUCACUGAUCCCAACUGUGGAAUCUCGUUGAGGAGGCUGGAGCUUGGUGUUGUAGCUGGGCGACCUGGAGAGAAUGGAUGGAACGACGUUGCGACGUACUGUGCGAGAGACUUUGAUCUGCUACGGACGCAGGAGGGGAUGGAAUGGAUUCCAACCCUUCUUGGUGUUGCGGGGUUGAAGGAGCUGGACGUGCAUGCUGUGGUGGAACAUUGUCCGCCGGGAACAAGCAGUUCUGCCAUGGCAAACUAUAUCAGAUUUUCGGCGAGCGUUGAUGGUGGGUUUAGGGAGUGGUUGAAAGGCCAGUUGCUGUCUUGA
This is a messenger RNA of Ramularia collo-cygni, 1080 nucleotides long. RefSeq lists its product as uncharacterized. The transcript has 2 exons. NCBI's taxonomy places the organism in Eukaryota, Fungi, Ascomycota, Dothideomycetes, Mycosphaerellales, Mycosphaerellaceae. Bases 1 to 1080 code for a protein of 359 amino acids. The record is from RefSeq and is a predicted model, not a curated record.